AUCUUCUUGAUGUGUGAAGGUAUCGGAAUAUUGUUUUAUAGACGAAUAAAAGGGUUUUUCAAAGUUGUGGACUGUGGGUGGUGGACUGGUCCAUGGGUUUAACCUAUGACCUUUGGACUUUCUUCGCGAAAUAAACAGCAAUGUAACUCUAGCGCUUUUUGGCAUGAAAGACGUAUUAAAGCUGCGAUUUCAUAGUUAAUGUCAUACCGUCCAUAGAGGUGAGUUCUGUAGUUAACUUUCCACUUGUAGUCGUACUCAUUUCUUCAGAAACUGCCCUCACAGUCUUUGAAACGUUGGUACUGGUAGGACUGGCUGUCACAUGGCAGAACCAACUUUUUGGCACGCGCACAAUCUUUUAUUUAUUUAAUAUACCGGGUUUGCUUGAACAUUAGGAAAGGCGAAGAUUGUUGUAUUUGGUCCACACAAGUCCGUGAAAGAUAAGACUACUUUGCUGUGCCUGCUUUGUCCUUAACUUUUUUUCGUUGACUGUAUAAAUAAUAUCUAUUAAAGCGCAUUCGCCAACGCCCCCCUCCCACCCCUUAGUAACACCUGUAAUUUUUAGUAGAAGCCAAAGGAGAUGGACCCGAAGAAAGGGACGACGUACAGUCUGAGCGAAGACAAGAAGACGGUGACUUUUGACUACAGCUUCAACCCCUGGGACUACAACAGAGCAGGUCAGAUCUCUAUCUGGACUAUAGCUGACAGGGCCGCCUGGCUGUUAUUCCUGGGGGAAUCCGCUCUAGAGCCAAGAUUUUUAAAUGUAAGACUUUUUACUCGCUGCCAGGAGUGGGAACUCAGCCCUUCCUUCUACAGUCUCGUCAAGCCAGGCACCAGCCUGCAAGCCUCAUCAAGGAUGCUUCAUGUGGGUAAAACCUCCAUGACAAGGGGAGGGGAAAUCGUUGACAGUUCCACCAAUGAGAUCUUGGUUAAGGGGAUCGUUCAAGACGUCCACGUCAGCAUGGAGACGCGAAGACCUAAGCCUUUCCCUGAUUGGAUAAAGGAAAAGUACUCGUAUCUGUUAUCAGAGCCGCGUCCGAAAACGGUUGAAAGAUUUGAGGACCCCAAUGAUACCACUAAGAUGUUUAUUUACAGAGUUACCGUGCCACCUAGCGACAUUGAUGACAAUAACCACACUAACCAAAAGCAAUACAUUCGGUACUGCUUCAAUUGUGCCGCUGUGGGCGCAAAACAGGGGGCGUACCCGACAGUAAGGGGGGAUCUGUUCAAACAGGGGGUACGGAAAGUCUCUGUGCUGUACCAGAAGGAAUCGCUAGAGGGUGAUGUCCUGACUGUGGAGUCCUGGGAAGAAAGUCCUGGUACUUUAAGGUUCCAGGUGAGAAAAGGGAGUGAGAAGUUGGUUCAGGUCACGAUGCAGUUUUUUGUAGCUUCAGGUUCUGAAACUGACAAGUCUAAACUGUAG
Molecule: messenger RNA, 1420 nt
Organism: Branchiostoma floridae (Florida lancelet)
Lineage: Eukaryota; Metazoa; Chordata; Leptocardii; Amphioxiformes; Branchiostomatidae
Exons: 2
Coding region: 578-1420 (280 amino acids)
Source: RefSeq, a predicted model, not a curated record